UCCUCUAAUUUCCUCUCUCAAAUCCACAUUCUUCAUGCUUCAUUUACAAAUUUCCAGAUUUCGUAUUGCAAUGCUGCAACAUCCCUUCAAUUAUCUAGCAUUUCUCAUCGCAUCUCGACCACACGUAGUAUUCAGAGAAAGAAACACAUCUCUAUAAAUUUAUAGACAACUUAUAAUUUCUUGGAAUGAGAGAGAUGGACAAGUACGAGGUGGUCAAGGAUUUGGGUGCUGGCAAUUUCGGAGUUGCCAGACUUCUCCGCCAUAAGGACACCAAAGAGCUUGUCGCCAUGAAGUACAUAGAGCGUGGCCAAAAGAUAGAUGAAAAUGUGGCAAGAGAGAUUAUAAACCACCGAUCGCUUCGGCAUCCAAAUAUAAUUCGUUUCAAGGAGGUUGUUUUGACUCCAACGCAUUUGGCUAUAGUGAUGGAAUAUGCUGCUGGGGGAGAGCUCUUUGAAAGAAUUUGCAAUGCUGGCCGUUUCAGUGAAGAUGAGGCUAGAUAUUUCUUCCAGCAGCUAAUUUCUGGUGUCAACUAUUGCCAUUCAAUGCAAAUAUGUCAUAGAGAUCUAAAGCUAGAAAAUACACUUUUAGAUGGAAGCACAGCACCACGCUUGAAGAUAUGUGACUUCGGUUACUCUAAGUCGUCCCUGCUUCAUUCAAGACCAAAAUCAACUGUUGGUACUCCGGCAUAUAUAGCACCAGAAGUUCUUUCUCGAAGAGAGUAUGAUGGCAAGAUGGCAGAUGUGUGGUCAUGUGGAGUAACUCUGUAUGUCAUGCUAGUUGGUGCAUAUCCUUUUGAGGAUCAGGAGGAUCCUAAAAAUUUUAGGAAAACAAUUCAGCGUAUUAUGGCUGUUCAGUAUAAGAUCCCGGACUAUGUUCACAUAUCUCAAGAUUGUCGACACCUCCUUUCUCGCAUUUUUGUCCCUAAUCCAUCCAGGAGAAUUACUUUAAAAGAGAUCAAGAGUCACCCAUGGUUCUUGAAGAACUUGCCAAGAGAACUCACCGAAGCGGCUCAAGCAAUGUACUACAAGAGAGACAACCCAAGCUUCUCUCUUCAAAGUGUUGAUGAGAUUAUGAAGAUAGUGGGGGAAGCUAGAAACCCUCCGCCAGCAUCGAGAACCAUCAAAGGUUUUGGAUGGGCAACAGAAGAUGACGAAGAAGGGAACGAGGACCUCGAUGGAGAGGUGGAAGAUGAGGAGGAAGAAGACGAAUAUGAUAAGAGGGUGAAAGAAGUUCAUGCCAGUGGAGAAUUCUUAGUCAGUUAGAAAGUAAAGUUAUCCCCAUCCAGUUACUAUUCAUUCAGGUUUGUGUGCUUAGAUUGAUUGCAUAUGUUGUCGUCCUGUGUACAGUCUGUUAAUAUCUAUAGUAGCACACCACAGUCGUAUUUCUGCAGACUUGAAGGUCGAAGUUUUUCCAUAUAUAGUUUGUUGAUUGAGGGUCUGCUCUGCUUGUGUAGGUCGAUGGUUUUCAUUUUUGUUGGUCACUCAAAUGUAUGUUGAAGCUAUAAGCUAUAUGUGUUAUUGGUAUAAUUCAAAGUAGGUGGGCUUUUUGGUGUGUAAACCUUCAGCUUACUACUCAUUGAUAAUGAAUGAAAGAAUAGGUGCGAUGGGAUGUGCCGAUCUGUAUA
Momordica charantia (bitter melon) is the source of this 1624-nucleotide messenger RNA. NCBI's taxonomy places the organism in Eukaryota, Viridiplantae, Streptophyta, Magnoliopsida, Cucurbitales, Cucurbitaceae. The record is from RefSeq and is a predicted model, not a curated record.